AUCCCAAAAUUCCCCCUUCACUCCCAGCAAAAUCCCCAUUCCCUCCUAAUUAAUAACUUAGAACAAAAAAAAAUCCUAUCACUUCGUCACAUCCCCCAUUCUCACCGUUUUCCUUCGAGCCAGCCCCCACCUUCGUCGAGCUCCUCCCAACCCCUCCAUCGUACAUCGUUUCCCUUCCUCCCAUCCUCUACCAUUGUCGUUCACCUUCCUCCCAGCCCCUACUUCAUCACAGCCCCCAAGAUCGACGAAGGCAGAAACCCUAGCAUCGCCGAGCUCCUCUGUCGCGUCUCACCGCAAGCUUCCUGUCACCGCGAGGAAGAAGAGUAGGGCGUCGCGCUCCUUCGCUAUCCAGCCACCGUCGAACUUCGAAGAGAGAGAGAAAAUGCAUGAAGAUGAGAGAGAGAGAGGGGUCAAAAGCUGAGUUGGUGUCUGUCAUCGCCUCCACUGCCUUCACCGCCGCUGUUACCACCAUAGCACAAGAGAAUCCACCACAGCAAGGAAAGGAACGUGUUUCGUAUUCCACUGAUGAGCAAAGUUUGAGGGAGGUUUUUGGGAAAUAUGGUGAUGUUGUUGAUGAUCCAGAGGAUUUGGGUUUAUUACUUACAGUUCGGUUGAGGAGGUGUGAAGUGCCAUUCAAGCCUUAGAUGGGCAGGUAUGCAGAUUUGCUGCUUCUAUGGUGUUAGUAAUCAUGUCAAUUGAUACAUUUCUGGAGCUACAUAGUUUCAUGUUUAAAUUUGUUGAAGUAUGGAUGCUAUACUUGUCAAGAAAGUUUUGUGUAAUUAUAUGUAGGUAAUUUUUUUAAACAUUAUUUUUUGAAUUUGUGCCAUAGAUAUUUCAUGUGAUCUUCAAUUAAAUGUGUCAGUUUCAGGAAUGUAGAACACUUCUACUUCUUGUGUUUUAUGUGUAAAUUUCUCAACUUAUCUUUGAUCCUAGCAAGACAUCUUCUUCCAGAUUUGAAUUUAAAGAAUUCUUAGGUUUCUAGUGCUCUAUUUCAUAACCCCUCUGCUAAAACUCUAGGUGGGGCGUUUACAUGAUUCACCUUUUAAGCAUGUAUCAAUUAGCAGCAGUACAAAGCUGGUGGGGGAAGAAGCUUCAGUUUUUGUUGCUUAGUUACUUUUGGUGUUUUGACGUUGGUCAACUUGAGGGUUUUUUUAUUGGGUCCUAAGUAUUUGAUUGAAAAUUUAUCAGGGGCUAAUUUGGCGUUAAAAAAAAAGACAAGCAGGUAUUCAAACAUCUUGCGUCAAUGAAGGGUCUAGGAAAGUAUAUCAAAGGCAAAUUGAUUUAGCUAUAAAUAUAUUUAAA
Messenger RNA from Arachis ipaensis, 1302 nucleotides. Lineage: Eukaryota; Viridiplantae; Streptophyta; Magnoliopsida; Fabales; Fabaceae. The record is from RefSeq and is a predicted model, not a curated record.